CCGGCUCCGGGCUUUUCCGUUUUCCAAAGCGACUUCCGCUUCCGGGCUAGCCUUCGCCGGAAGCAGUACACGGAGGACGUAGAAGCGUCGCGCCGGGCGGUGAUUCCGGAAGAAACAAGAGGGCGGCGUGAGCAUGGGGAAGCAAAAGAAGACAAGGAAGUAUGCGACCAUGAAGCGGAUGCUUAGUCUCAGAGAUCAGAGACUAAAAGAAAAGGAUAGAUUAAAACCUAAAAAGAAAGAAAAGAAAGACCCCAGUGCACUCAAAGAAAGAGAAGUCCCCCAACAUCCCUCCUGCUUAUUCUUUCAAUAUAACACACAGCUAGGCCCACCUUACCACAUCCUGGUUGAUACCAACUUUAUCAACUUUUCCAUUAAGGCCAAACUGGACUUAGUGCAGUCAAUGAUGGAUUGUCUCUAUGCCAAGUGUAUCCCUUGUAUAACUGACUGUGUAAUGGCUGAAAUUGAGAAAUUGGGACAGAAGUAUCGAGUGGCUCUAAGGAUCGCCAAGGAUCCAAGAUUUGAACGAUUACCGUGCACACACAAAGGAACCUAUGCAGAUGACUGCUUAGUACAGAGAGUAACUCAGCACAAGUGUUAUAUUGUGGCCACAGUUGACAGGGACCUUAAACGAAGAAUCAGGAAGAUCCCUGGAGUUCCCAUCAUGUACAUUUCUAACCACAGGUACAACAUUGAGCGGAUGCCAGAUGAUUAUGGAGCCCCUCGGUUCUAAUACUUAAA
Pipistrellus kuhlii (Kuhl's pipistrelle) is the source of this 738-nucleotide messenger RNA. It is a transcript of the gene FCF1, whose product is annotated as FCF1 rRNA-processing protein. Gene Ontology annotation, cellular component: nucleolus; small-subunit processome. The record is from RefSeq and is a predicted model, not a curated record. NCBI's taxonomy places the organism in Eukaryota, Metazoa, Chordata, Mammalia, Chiroptera, Vespertilionidae. The transcript is spliced from 8 exons. Bases 134 to 730 code for a protein of 198 amino acids.